CGGCAACCAACCCUCCAGUUUGGUGGCGGGCACGGCAGGGCUGCGUUUCACUCCUUCAGCUGCAGCUGGAGCCCUCGCUGGAUUCCCGAGGCGGCCUGAACCAGCCCUUUUCUUCCGCUCAGCGCGCUCUCCCUCCACUAUGUCUCCUGGCGCAGUGCGCUCCUCGACCACAGCUAUCUCGAAGCCCUUCACCACCUAGCACCGACGUGAUUCCCGCAGACCGCCCACGCCAGACGCUCGCAAACCCGCCAUGCCAGCGUGAUUCAUCCUGCUCGCGACAACGCCGACCGAACAGCGGCGCGCACCGACUGCGAAUAAUUCUAAUACCACAAUGGCGGCGGUCGAAAGGGCGCGGAGCACGACCUCCUCGCUGGACCCCGCGAGCAGAGACAACUCGCUCGCCGCGCCUAUCAACAGAGCGCCAUCCAAGGGUGGAAUUGGCUCGUCGACGACGUCAAUCGCAAGCAGCGACAAUCCAGGCGAUGGAUCGAGCGAUCUGCGCAUGUCCGGCGACGGCGCGCUGGACAAGCUGAAGAGCCGCGGGUCCGAGGACGGCCACGGCGAGGGCUCGCACCGGCGGCGGAUGUCGAAAUUGUUCAAGGGACGGCGGAGACGACGGAGGUCUUCUGCCCAAGACGACCUCUCGCAAGUAGACACCAACGAAGAGGUCCCUCCGCUGCCAGUCAGGCCGCAGACCGGUGACGCGCCGUUCCAGAGCGAGGAGUCACUCGCGCUGCACAAGAGCGUGGCCAGCAGCCUGCUCACCGAAGACUCAGACGCAGAAUCCUCGCCAGUGCGGCCGGGCAUUUCACCGCAUCACUCGCACGCCGGCUACCUCACAUUGUCGUCGCCCCUAAUCACCUCCGAGACUGUCGAUUCGCUUGCGCCCUCAGAUGCGACCCUCGUAGACUCCGCGAUAUCCGCCGACGAAGUGCCUACGCCGCGACACGCCAAAACCAUCGACGUCCCGGCAAACAACAAGAGGGGCACUUCGCCAGUGGGAAAGCUAAAGGAAGCAUUCGCCCCCACCCGACGGUCGACUUCGCCCAAGACCGGAGGCGAUACAGCAGACGACGCACGGCCGAGCACCAGCGGGGCCGGGCUGGGAGCGCUCUUUGGAGCAAAGAGACGAGCAUCCAAAGUCUUGGACGACUCUCUGCCGCUGCAGGCCUCUCCGCCUUCGAUUCACGACAGCAAGGAGACCCAAUCAACGCCUUCGCUGCCGGCAGCUGCUCCCAAGCGAAUCAUCACGCAGACACCUGCGACUCCGCCCAAUGCGGCAGAGGCUCCUACGACAUUUGUGACCCCUCCCACGCCAACAGAUGCACGCCCUGCCUCUCCCGCUGGAUCCGCCUCGAGCUCCAAAGCUAGCACAAAACACAGCGCUUCGCAGUCCAACCCAAAUGUCGUCGUGUCUCCUUCGGGGAAUAUGAUAUCGCACCGACGCGUGCGCUCAGCGACAAAUCCCCCCAGCAAACUCUCCAAUUCUAUAUCGGCGCCAUUGACGCCAACACUUGAGGAGGUAAAGACUCCUGGCGGAACGGCAGGGCCUCCUCAGUCACCUAGCGGAUUUUUCUCCUCUGUAUUUUCUGCGGCGCAGAACGCUGCCAACAGUCUAAGCACUACUAUUGCUAACAGCGCUACCACAAACAAAAACAAGGCUGCCAACCAACAACCGAAGACUGAAGACAAAAAGACCGGUGAGGUCGGUGGCGAAGAAGUCAUAGGGCCGGAUAACGCAGAAUCCACUGAUAGCUCUGGGACAGAGAAGCGGAGACCUGCUGUCGAAACCCUUGGAUCUGGAAACUUGAGCUUGGCCCAGCUUGGAAUAACUGACAGCGAGGGAGUCAGCCCAAUGUCUUCCGCGAUUAAUCUCCCGACGAACUCUGACGAGGCUUCGGCGAAAGCUGAGGAUAUGGCCGCCGCGCAAGCUGUAUCCGCAGCUUACGCGGCAGAGAAACCCACAGCCGCUAACAAUGACCGUCCCCGGUCACUCACUACCGCAUCCGGUGGUGCAGUAUCACCGCCUCGACAGCCCGAUAUAACGGAUUCUCCUGCAGCGGCAUCUAUCCAGCGACAGGGUAGCAUUCGAAGUCGCAUAAGCGGUGGUAGAAAGAGACGGCAUCGGGGCAGCUCCGCCACUACUGGCAACACAAUAGCAGCCGCAAUAGGCGCGAGCACAUCUACUUUGGUGCCCCAGGCUGCAAUGAGCAGUUCCCGUCUUAAUGGGACUGGAUUUGCGGUUGCAUCGUCGAAGCGGAACCGGGAUUUCCACAACCUCUUCAAGAGCGUGCCCGAGGACGAUUACCUUAUCGAAGAUUACAGUGCAGCGCUGCAGAAGGAGAUCUUGCUCCAUGGGCGUCUCUAUGUCUCCGAGGGCCAUUUGUGCUUCUCCAGCAAUAUUUUGGGUUGGGUCACGAACCUUGUCAUCAGCUUUGACGAAGUGGUCUCGGUGGAGAAGAAGUCUACGGCCGUGGUGUUCCCCAACGCCAUUGUGAUUCAGACCCUUCACGCGCGGAAUGUUUUUGCGUCUUUCCUAAGCCGCGAUUCGACGUACGACCUCAUAAUCGGCAUCUGGAAGAUCUCUCAUCCUAACCUCAAGUCCUCGCUCAAUGGCGUUGCGCUCGACGGCUCUGGAACCGGUGACAAGACCGAGAAGGCUGAGUCCGUCGGUAGUGAAGAAGGCUCGGUCCAGGAUUCCGACGACGAGGUGUACGAUGAGGACGCCGAAGAAGAGGAGGGCCUGGGCAGCUUCACAGAAGCGGGUGAAGGCAGCAUUGCCGGCAGCGAGCUCGAUUCAGUGCAAGGUGAGACUCGGAAAGCCAGUGCCAGCAUUGCACAAGCGGUUAGCGGUGGAACUAUGAAGCUGAGCGACGUUGCCGAGGCAGCUGUUAAUGGAGCAACAUCCCCGGACUUCCCGGGCUCAGCAACUCAUACGCCUACGGAAUGCGGCGACAGCGAUCAACAUUAUGACAAACUCCUCAUUGACACGACGAUUCCCGCACCUCUCGGCAAGAUAUAUAGCAUGAUGUUUGGUCCUGCUUCUGGCGUCUUCAUGCGGAAGUGGCUGGUCGAAGACCAAAAGUCGACCGACCUGCAAAUGGAGGAUGACGGGAAGGGAAUGGGUGAAGGUCGCAAGACUUUCAGUUACUCUUACAUCAAGCCCCUGCCCGGCAGCAUUGGACCUAGGCAGACGAAGUGCAACAUUUCCGCGACACUGGAGCAGUUUGACUUGGACCGGGCCGUCACCGUCCAACAAAGCACCCAGACCCCAGACGUACCUAGUGGAAGCAUCUUCCUCACAAAAACGCGAUACUGUCUGAUGUGGGGCCCGAACAAUAGUACCCGGCUGAUCAUGACGUUCACGGUCGAAUGGAGCGGGAAGAGUUGGCUGAAGGGUCCGAUCGAAAAGGGUGCAAACGAUGGCCAAAUGACCUACGCAACAGCCCUUAGUUCAGCACUCCGAGCCGCAGUGAGCGCUAAGGGUGUUCCCAAAGCACUCGGCAAAGGAGGCAAGCCCAAGAAGCGUUCCAAGGCCGCGCUGGCGGAGGGCAACGUUCCCACCCCAGUCACAGAACCGACGCCGGCAGCUCAAGCACAGCAGAAGAACUGGGGCGUCUUGGAACCCAUUCGCGGCCUUCUCGGUCCCCUGGCGGAUAUCCUGGAUAUGCUCAUCACCACGCAAACCAUCAUCUUGUUCCUUGCUAUCCUUCUGAUGUAUUCCUGGUUCUUUCGUUCCCCGGCAGCGGGAGUUGGAUUGCAUGGCCAAAUGCCAACCGCUCAACGCCAAGUUGCGUACGAAGAAAUCUGGCGUACGGAGGAAGCGGAAUUGUGGAAGUGGCUAGAGGAACGCGUUGCGCUAGAUCGCGUGCACAGCUCCGUUGCUGCGGGGCGCUUACAACAGGGGUACGAAAUCCAGUCUAAGCUGGUAGCGGACAGCAUGAGGGACUUGCAGGUCGACGAGGCGAUUCGCGUGACGGAGGAGAAGCUGGCCGCGCUGAAGCAUGCGGUUAAGCGGGAGAGGGAGACGAGCACGAAGAGUCCCAAGGAGGAGCAGACAUGAUUGUUGUGGAUGGGUGGGUAGAUACCCCGUUGACUGUAUGAUUGUGCGCUUUGUUUUGUAUGGGUCGGCAAUGCGUGCCAUUUGUAAACGUUGCAUUGCAUGGCGUGGGAUUUCUCUCUGCUUUGACGUAUGGGAGCAUGCGAGCAUCACCUGAACGUUGGCACACGAGCAUUGGUUCCUACUACUAGGUAUAUAAAAUGGAAUAACCCUCUGAUUGACGA
This is a messenger RNA of Trematosphaeria pertusa, 4284 nucleotides long. RefSeq lists its product as uncharacterized. Gene Ontology annotation, cellular component: mitochondrion; endoplasmic reticulum-plasma membrane contact site; cortical endoplasmic reticulum. Gene Ontology annotation, biological process: intracellular sterol transport. The coding region runs from base 332 to 4063 and encodes 1243 amino acids. NCBI's taxonomy places the organism in Eukaryota, Fungi, Ascomycota, Dothideomycetes, Pleosporales, Trematosphaeriaceae. Gene Ontology annotation, molecular function: sterol transfer activity; sterol binding. The record is from RefSeq and is a predicted model, not a curated record. The transcript is spliced from 3 exons.